CUCCGCCCCGACGGGCGCCCAGCGCCGCGGCCGUCGCUGUCGGCCCCCCGCGCCCACCAUGAAGAAGGAGGUGUGCUCUGUGGCCUUCCUCAAGGCCGUGUUCGCUGAGUUCCUGGCCACCCUCAUCUUCGUCUUCUUCGGUCUCGGCUCAGCCCUCAAGUGGCCGUCGGCGCUGCCCUCCAUCCUGCAGAUCUCGCUGGCGUUUGGUCUGGCCAUAGGCACGCUGGCCCAAGCCCUGGGGCCCGUGAGUGGAGGCCACAUCAACCCCGCCGUCACCCUCGCCCUCUUGGUGGGCAACCAGAUCUCACUGCUCCGUGCCACCUUCUACGUGGUAGCCCAGCUGGUGGGCGCUAUUGCGGGGGCCGGCAUCCUCUACUGGUUGGCACCACUCAAUGCCCGGGGCAACCUGGCCGUCAACGCCCUCAACAACAACACAACGCCGGGCAAAGCCAUGGUGGUGGAGAUGAUUCUGACCUUCCAGUUGGCACUCUGCAUCUUCUCCUCCACUGACUCCCGCCGCACUGGUCCUGUGGGGUCCCCAGCCCUGUCCAUUGGUCUGUCCGUCACACUGGGCCACCUUGUGGGGAUCUACUUCACUGGUUGCUCCAUGAACCCAGCCCGCUCCUUCGGACCUGCAGUAGUCAUGAAUCGGUUCAGCCCUGUGCACUGGGUAUUUUGGGUGGGACCCAUUGUGGGAGCCAUCCUGGCGGCCCUCCUUUACUUCUACCUGCUCUUCCCCAACUCCCUGAGCCUGAGCGAGCGGGUGGCUGUGCUUAAGGGCACGUACCAGCCAGAGGAGGACUGGGAGGAGCAGCGGGAGGAGCGGAAGAAGACCAUGGAGCUGACCGCCCACUGA
Chrysochloris asiatica (Cape golden mole) is the source of this 856-nucleotide messenger RNA. RefSeq names its product aquaporin 5 (gene AQP5). The transcript is spliced from 4 exons. Gene Ontology annotation, molecular function: water channel activity. Gene Ontology annotation, cellular component: plasma membrane; apical plasma membrane. The record is from RefSeq and is a predicted model, not a curated record. Gene Ontology annotation, biological process: transmembrane transport. NCBI's taxonomy places the organism in Eukaryota, Metazoa, Chordata, Mammalia, Afrosoricida, Chrysochloridae. The coding region runs from base 59 to 856 and encodes 265 amino acids.